Fimicolochytrium jonesii is the source of this 3003-nucleotide messenger RNA. RefSeq lists its product as uncharacterized. Bases 283 to 2724 code for a protein of 813 amino acids. Lineage: Eukaryota; Fungi; Chytridiomycota; Chytridiomycetes; Spizellomycetales; Powellomycetaceae. The transcript has a single exon. The record is from RefSeq and is a predicted model, not a curated record. Gene Ontology annotation, molecular function: protein binding.
GAAGUGGCCACGAAAAACAUUUGAGCGCGGUCUACGUACCGUGGGAAGGUUUGCGUCAGUGUCUUGGUGACUUGGACUGCCUACCGAAAAGCUUUGCGGAGCAAUGGAAGCUGACAUUCGCAGUGAGGUUGGAAAGUCGGUCCAGAACUUCGUAGUACAGUAACUUCGCUUCUCGCCAUCCGUUCAAGCCGUCUCCUGGUCCACUGAACGCCCGCGUAUCGACAGCUUGGGAAUACCUCGGUCAGAGGGCAAGGAUCCCUUAGCGAACUCCGGACGCUUACAAUGUCAACCGCAUCACAACAAGAUACGUCCACUGUAACAGUAGCCGUUCUAGGUCCCGGGCGACUGUCCGCUGCCAUUCGGGUGUAUAAGGAUGCGACGGGUACAGACUUGCGCCGUUUGGUCGCGGGAGAAUUCUUCGCGGGGAGUCUUUUGCAAUCGCGGCCACAUGAGCUGACCCUUUACGACGUCAGCUUGGAAAACCUGACAUGGGAUGAUAGCCGGUUGCUGCAGAAUAUUACGCAUAGGAAGGCUAUAGCCAGGACGUUUCCCACGGCGACUGAACUGUCACCACUUUCCUGUCUUGAAGUUACGAACGUUUUGGGAGCGGCGGAUGGAACUGUGAAGGUUCUGGCGGUGGUGUUUCCUGGUGCAGGAGGUGCGUCGAGGGAGGUGCAUCCGCCUCCGCAGUAUCAGCAGAAUGUGCAACUAGGUUCGCCCGGUAGAGUGGGGGAGACGCAGCGUACUGAAGGAGAUGCAGCAACGCCACCGGAUGCGACGGAUGCCACCGGAUGCCACCCCCGUAGAGCCGCAACGACUCCGGCAUCAUCACCGGUCGAGUCAGAACCCAGGCCGGUGGAGCAUGCACAUUAUCCGUCAAAUAGCUCUGGACAGCCAGCUUCAACCUCCGCGACAGGUCUUCCCGCCCCAAACAAAUACGUGCUGGGCGGAUCCCCAACGAACAUUCGGUUUUCGAUGAACUCGUUUCUAUUUCCAUACCCGCGUCCAUAUCCGAUGCAGCACGGAGGCCCACCCCACCCCGGAUUUCCUGCGUACCAUCCACAUCCUGGGCAACAUCCGGGGCAUUAUUUGUGGCAAAUGCCUCCAAGUCCGAGCUACACCCCCGCGCCAUAUCCAAUGCACUUCCCCUCUCCCCCAAUACCCGCUGACGGGACGCGCCAUCCUCCAGAGCGCGCUGCGUCUCCAUCCUUUCCAGCGGGAAGCUCAACGCUGGCCACAUCAGUCCGUCCUUCAACCGCACCCGGCUGCUCGUCGAACCAGCGCCCCGCCAAUACCCGUGCUCUCACGAUUUUAACCAAUCCAGCGUACGCUUCCAGCAUAUCUAUAUCAGGCACAACGGCAUCACCCACUUCCGCAACGAGACUUCUUCCCAGUUCCACGACAUCGACAAUGCCCCCGGGCACCCUAGCCCCAGAUCCUGUGACCGAAAACGACGAACCAGUCCCGACGCCGACCAGCGCCUGCCCACUGUCAUCCACGAACCCGCUCGCAGAUUACGAAGCGACUGCAUCAACAGAGCCGACGAUUAUCAAGGUGGACGAUUACAUUCACAAACCAGCGACUUCACGGCCACUCCCAUACCCAAAAUUUGAUAACGCUGACGACGACAGGAAGAAGCGCAACCGAUAUAUACUGUUCGCCAUCGCCGGACUAGUCAUCGUCGUCAUUGCGUCGACCACCAUUGCCCUCCGGGCAUUCAGACACUCAGAGCAUGGGGAUCCUCGCGUCCCGAGUAUUUCCGAUGUCGUGAGAACCUUCACAUCACCAUCUAGGCAACCCUACUGGGGCAUUAUGCCCUCCCACGACGACGGCUACUUUGUCGCGAAGAUCAAGGAUGUCAAUCAGAACGACGAGUUCCAAAUCCCCUCUACGUCUGUGUUUCGUCGAUACGAUUCGAGAAGAUCCGUGCUCUCGAAAACUUCGGAUAAGUACGCGGCUUAUUCACCAACCAAUAUCGAGACCGUCAGCGGCGCCAUACAGAUUUGGAAUACCAAAACGGGCGACUUGGCCGAUUUGGUGGAUAUCGGGUGGUACCCCAGCUCCAUCCAGUUUGGAGGCGGGGAGGACAGAUUUUUGGUCAUGGACACGAGGGACAGCGACGGGUGGUACGUGAACGUCACCGUCGUAGACCUCGCUUCACCCACGCCGCAUUCCGCCACCACGGUGAACAUCAUUGUUCCGGGCGAACAAGCGAAGAGGGUGUACCACACCCCGGACGAGAUUAUUGUCCUCUACAUGUCAGGCAGAGUCGAUCGGUACAACCUCGCGAAUUUCUCGACCCCGGCUCAAUCAACAUCCCAGAUCCAGCUCCCGUUCAACCUGACCGACAUUUCGAUUGAAACGCGUGCGGCUGAUCACAACUCAGUCUACUGGUUACUGCAAAGCAACAUCCUGGUGCAGUGGAUCACCGCGCAAGCCCAGGCCCCUGAAAGCAGCAUCCGCACCGUCCUGUCCAGCAACAUCACCCUCCCAAGCUACCCGGUCCUCGGCAUGGCACUCCACCCAGACGGCAACAUACUCUACCUCGUCAACGGCGCCCCCAGCGAGAGCGUGCGGAUGUUUGAUGUGCGACCGGGCAGCGAGGGGUUGGUGGGGACGAUGACACCACAGACGCAGUACCCCGCCGCGGAUGUCUCUGUGAGCGCCACGGGUAGGUAUUUGUGGAUUGCGUGUGGGUGGGUUGUCCAGCAGAUUGCACUUUGAGUGGGCGAUUUUUUGGAGGAGGCUGUUUUUUUCUGCGUUUUGAUGGACUUGGACGUAGGUGUUUUGGCGUAUGUUUUUGAUAGAUGUACACUGGAUGAUAAUCUAGAUAUGUAGGGAAGAGAGGCUCGGCAACGAUUUGCAGUGUCUUUCUUCAGUCGUUGUCCUAAUCCAUCGGAUUUUGUGAGUGCAUCACACGCCGCUCCCAACCUAUUCGCCUCAGCCGCCUCAAUCGUGUUUCGCGGGGAUCUUUUACCGCUCAGACUUGCUCGCAACAUAAUC